ACAGUUUGCAUCCAAAUCGCAAAAUUUUAAAUUUUCCAAAAUACCUUUGUAGAGUUUCAUUUACGCAAUGUAAAACGAGCGCCCCCAUUCGCCCUCGUUACUAUUUCCGAGAACCAGCCAUGGAAAACCGGCCGAGAAAAUAACGUUCAAAAAUUGCGACAGCAGCGAAGAAGCAGCCGAAAAACAAACGUCCGAACAUUGUUCUCCGCAACAGAAAGCGAAAAUAUCGCUGCGUUUUGUUUGAAGGAUUUUCAAAGUUGAUUUUAGUUGCAUUUGCAGUGAAAUAUAGUGAACUAUUCACGGGGAAAGUAAAUAGUGCACAGUGGCAAUUGUAGCCCGAAAAAAACUUGUUUAUUUUUCGUGAUAUUUCAAGGUUGAUUUUGCGUUUGAUAUAGUGCUUCUCCCGCCAGGAUGAAUCGUGGAGGUCUGGUUGAAAGAACGCCAAAUAAGUCUGCGCUGAAAGAUGGCGGACUCGUAACCGAGCAAAGCCGUGCGACGAAAUCCGGUCGGAAGGUGAAGCGUCCUGCCCAUUUCGACGAUUCUCCAAACUCAAAAACGACAGGGCCGGACUCUGGCGUAAAGGUGGCAGAUUCGGCGGACAUUGGAACACCAAAGCAUAAAGAUGUUUCGGAGUCAGCAAAAAAGUCAGCCAGGAAGACAAUUCUCAAGAGUUUCGAUCAAGAGACACCGAGUAAGAAUGGUGUUCAGGAGCCGGAAGCUGUUCAGGCAAAAUCAGCUAGGAAGACACUUUUGAAGGAAGAUUCGGAACAACAACAGAAAUCUUCGCGGCGAACUAUUUCGAAAAGUCAAAAUGAUGCAACGACGCCUACAAAAGAAGCCCCUACGGAGCCAGAGUAUGUGAAAAAAUCUGCUCGUAAAACACUUCUUAAGUCCGCUGUGAAGAAUGCUUUCGUUCAAGAACAUGAACAAAUCACGCCAAAGAAAAACAAAGUGGCAACUGGUUCUCCAUCUGUUAAGAAAUCUGCCAAAAAGGUUGAGCCCGAGGAAAUUGAUUCAUCUGAAUCGGGAAUUUCUCGCACUGGUCGGAAAAUUAAGGUUCCGGCUCAUUUGAAAGAAUUCGAGGAAGUUGUGGUCGCAAGUCCGAAGAAAGAAAUACCACAGAAAUCUGCUACACGGAAAUCUAUGGCACCGGGUAAAUCGAUGGAACCGGAAGGCGAAGAAAAUAUUGCUCCAAAAACUCCCAGAGGAAGGUCAAUGGCAGCCAUUCGUAAGGGUUCCGAAGCUGAUUUGGAGAAGGAAAAACAUUCGAAAACACCAUCGCGUCGUACAAAGCCCAAAACGGAUGAUCUGAUCGAUUCGGCAAGCGCUGCCGAAACACUUAACUCCACGGAAGAACCGAUUGCUGUGAAAACCCCUAUGAGGCGAAAAUCUAUUGUUGGAACGGUUGAUCCUGUGACGGAGCUUGUAAAGGCCAAGUUGCCGUCCAAAUCUUUCAGGAGAGGUAAAUUGCCGGUUAAUGCCGAUAUGCAUGAGUCUCCGGAAAUUGUGAAGAAUGACAAGCUUGCUGCUAAUUCAUCGGAAGGGAACAAUGAGGAGAAGCCUCCAACAAAAACGCCAAAACGGGGAAAAGGUACACCCCUAGAUAAGUCUCCUGAGUUGGAGACUACGAAAGAGAAAACAUCCAAUCGAGGACAAAAUGCGUUUACAGAGAAGUCCUCUGAGUCAGGUAUGAGUUCACCAACGAAAGAGGACAAUCAUCCAGCUAGAGCCAGACGUGCAAAAUCUUUAGCACCAGAAACGGCAACGGUCUCACCACAGGUGCAAGCUAAGCUUCCAACCAAGACGCCGACAAAACGUGGAAAAUCCAUGCUUCCCCAAACUCGCGACCACUCACCUGAUGUUGCCCCAAACACACCAAAAACUGCUCGGAUUAUUGACGAAUCGUGCGAGCCAACUUCUCGCUCCGGACGAAAGAUCAAACCUAAGAAAUUCUUCGGUGAGUUUGAACAAGAUGAAACAGUAACGGUAGCUCUUAAGACGGUUUCUCCGAUGAAGCCAGUUGAGACUCCUCAGAAGAAGAUCUCACCGGUUAAGAGGCAAAAUAGUUCUCCCCAAGGGGUGGCUGUGAAAUCUGGAGUAUCUCCACCAAAGAAAACUAAACUUGAGCCGAAAGCAGCCAAACUAUCCCCAAAGGUGUCCAAAAUAUCACCGAAUACUGAGGAACGCCAGAUUACUAAACGGGGUUUCAAUGAUCAUCACCGUCAUAUGCAUCUGGAAAAGGAGAUAGUGGUAGUGCUGGAGAAAGAUCCCCUCGCCUCGAAGGCUGGCGAAUCUUCUGAGUCGAAAGAGGAAGAGGUAGACGUUGUAAUUCCAACAGAUGACGCAGGUCGUGAGGAAGAAGAGCCACCCAUUUCCGUGCCUGAGGUCGUUAUACAGGAGAAACCGAAACGAGGUCGUAAAACACUUCCGGCUCCCGCUAUGAUGGAUGAGGGAAAUACUAAAGUUCCAAAAACACCAUCUUUCCGGCGAACAUUGGCUGUUGCAAAACCAGCGACUCCUGUAGUGCCUCAGGAGGACACCGGAAGCAGUCGCUCCGGAAGGAAGAUUAAACCGAAAAAGUUCUUCGAUGACGAUGGAGAUUCCAAGGUCCAACCCGUUGUUACAACAGCUGCUGCCACUGCUGGCGGUGGUGGACGGGGAAAAAGAAAGACUGUAGCGGUAGUGCUGGACUAUGAUGACAAUGCGGAGCAUGACGAUGACGGUAAGCGGCAGCCAGAAGUUCAGGCUGAAGGUGAUAUUCAAGGUGAUCAGGAAGAACCUUCUCGGGACGAAAUUCUCGCCGUCGUCGGUGCGGUUGAUCCUGUUGCCGAGGACAAAGAGGACGAAAAGGAGCAUGAAGAGCCUCAAGUCACGGAUGAAGAUGAUAAGGAAGCACAGGCGGAACCCAUUGAUGGAAACAGUCGCAGUGAGGCAUACGAAGAGGUAGCCCCAACGGUCACCGAAAGCGAUGGCGAGUCCUUGUCAGCCCAAGGUAAUAGCAAUGGAGGGAACGACGACGACGAUGGCGAUGAUGACAGUGGUUCUCGUUUUACCGAAGAGCCAGACCAUGAGGAGAGCCCGUCGCAGGAGCCCGUCGAACUUGGCCAACCCGAGCAGUAUGGAGGAGAAUACACCCAACGAAUCGAGGAAGGACAGAUCGGGGAGGAGAACGCAGAAUCUGCAUCGGAAGGAAAUUUUCCAGAGACCCGUAUCGAACAGACUGCACCACCGCCUCAUCCGGCGGAGAAAGUUCCAAACGAUCCUGCUCCGUUAGCUGAGCAGAUCGAACCGAUGGAAGAAGACGGUGGGAAGUCAGCGGUGGAUCUACAUGGUGUGGACAUCAAAGAAGUAGGAGGGAAUGAUGAUGAUUCCAAAUCGGAACCGGCGGGCGAAGCAUCACGUUGCGAAGAAGUACACCGAGAGGAGAUGAAGGAUGUCAUUCUUGAAGGGGAAUCCGAGAUAAUUGAUGGCAACGAGGACGAACGGGAGGGGUUGUCUAUUAGCUCAGAACAGGAAGAACAGCUGCUACGAGAUGCAGAGACUUUCGAAGAAAAGCCAACUGAUGAGUCGUCUAACGUGAUACAUGCACAGGAGAAAAACACAGAAGAACUUGAAACAGGACUUGAACCCGAACCCAAGAGCGAUGCGUUUAUUGAUGAAGAUGACGCAGAAAAUGUUCUGAAUGUUCCAGAAACAUUUUCCUCUGUCACCGUCGAACAAGAAAUUUCAGAGGUUCUCCAAGCAUCAACGAAGGUGCAGAACGAAUCUAAGGAACAGUCUACGUGUAGCACAUUCUCCGAGGCCCUGCUAGUGGAUGAUGAUCUAUUGAUAGAGAGUGCUUUAGGAGAAGCGAAGAAGGAUGAUCAUUUUGAGUCAAUUGAAUUUCUAGAGGAAUCGAAGAUUUUCGAUGAUCAAACACACGGUCCAAUACAGGAUAUAACAACAGCUCCCGAAGAAGAGCAAGACGACCUAGACAAGACGGAGCCUCCGGUGAUGGAUGACAUGGACGAUGACAAACAGGAUGACCUAUUGCAAGACGUUCCGCAAGGUACAGGUGAUGUCUCAUUUGCGGACCGCGACGACGAAAUCGUCACUGUCUUUCCGGACACACAGAAGAUUCCAGCGACCGCAGAUGAGACCUUUGAAAUUCCCACUGAUCGGGAUCCGGCUGCACCUAGAACCCCAGAAUCAAAGAUUACCAAACCCGAUGAGACAUUCUCGCCAAACAAACCCGACGAUGGCGAGAAGCAGCACGCAAGCGUUCCCCAGGAAAUCAUAGAAAUUCCUGAUAGUCCGAUCGUUACCAUGCUGCUGCCCGGAGACGUCGAAGACAAACCGGGAAGCGCUACAAGCACCCCUUUCAAGUCGCAAGAUCUAUUGACAAUUAAGGAGCGCCUCAUACAGCACAGCCGGAAACGUUCGCUUUCAGCUGGCGAGGUGGAAAUUGUCAAGAAAAACGUAACAUUCCAUAGCCCUGCGAAUAGCACCAUUCUGGUCGACACCAUUGAUGAGCGGUUGAAAAAGAGCUUCAAAAAUGAAGAUGUGAACAUAACAGACAUAAGUCACCGUCAACGUUCGCAGUCGGAGCAAAGAGAAAUGAAGCCGACCAAGAUCAACAAAAUGCCCAACUUCAAAAACAUCCAUCAGCAGCAGUUCAAGCGAAUGGAAUCCAUCGAGGAGUUUCACAAAAGGAAGGUUCAGCGAGCCAAAGAUAUUCUUACCAAUAGUGCUGCUAAGAGUCCUGCAGCCGCAAUGUCAAGAAGUGCAUUACUGCCCAAAUCACUCCAUAAAUCCGAAAAAGAAGCAACAUCCUCCACCGCAGCCAGCAUCCCACCAUCCGCCUCAAAGGCCAUCAUAGCGAGGCCAGUUACCACCAAAUCCACAAACCCACACAAACCGCUGCUCUCCGAUGUCGAGAGAAUGGAGAAGCGGCAGAAGCAAUUCCAGACGGCCUUCAAGACAAAAACAGCGACUGUCGCUGGCGGAAGCACAAGUGUUCGGGACAAUGCGGACGGAGCGAGACGCGUCAUAGAGCAGAGUCGACACAAACAGGGACAGAUCCUGCGAGGCGUUCGGACAAACAAGCGGUUCGAGUUGUUGAUGAAGUUUAGGGAUUCACAGGAUUAGAUAGAGCUAUUGGGUGGUUCGCAUAUUUUAUCUUCAAAUUCAUACUCCACCGAAUGCGACUCAUUGAUUGGGUCUGAUGACGGACAGAGGAAAUGAUGAACAUUAUUAUUAAUUUGGGCAGGGUGGUCGAAAAACCGCAUUCACCCGUUGAUUUAUUCAGUGACUGUUGAUUCAUCUGAUAAGUGCUGCUAGACAGUGCUUACAUUGUUCUCAUUUUCUAUCUCCUUUUCAUCACAUCAAACUUAUUAAUUGCUUGAAAACACAUUUUAUUGAAUUAUUUUUCGUUUUCACGGGACUGAGCGCAACCAUACAAAAACAUGAAUAAUUAAAGCAGUAAAUUAACGUGCGUAGAAUGAGAGGUAAGGUAAGCUAUUAGAUUUUAUUGUUCUGCAGGUAACAAGCGAAUUGAUUACAUCAUAUAUGAGCAUAUUGAUUGUUGUCUGUUAGUUGCUAAGAAAUUUUUGAGCGACCCGCACAUCGCCCUGGCCGCGCCAUUGUAAAAAAAUUAACAAUGCAUAACAAUAUAUUAUUAAUAAAGGAAUACAUGAAU
Messenger RNA from Toxorhynchites rutilus septentrionalis, 5677 nucleotides. RefSeq names its product titin-like. The transcript is spliced from 5 exons. Bases 412 to 5127 code for a protein of 1571 amino acids. Lineage: Eukaryota; Metazoa; Arthropoda; Insecta; Diptera; Culicidae. The record is from RefSeq and is a predicted model, not a curated record.